Messenger RNA from Olea europaea var. sylvestris, 2899 nucleotides. RefSeq names its product ATP-dependent RNA helicase-like protein DB10. Gene Ontology annotation, cellular component: cytoplasm; nucleus; ribonucleoprotein complex. NCBI's taxonomy places the organism in Eukaryota, Viridiplantae, Streptophyta, Magnoliopsida, Lamiales, Oleaceae. The coding region runs from base 347 to 2617 and encodes 756 amino acids. The record is from RefSeq and is a predicted model, not a curated record. The transcript is spliced from 9 exons. Gene Ontology annotation, molecular function: RNA helicase activity; ATP binding; RNA binding.
AAUUCGAGGGCCUCCCUAUUUUGUUUGGGUGCUGUAAAUAAUAUCUCCAGCUAUGCUCUCUCCAUUUUCUAUGUUCUUCUCGUUUAACGAAGCGUGGCGCUCUCUCUCUCACUCUCUCUCUACAUGCGCUCUGAUACACACACUUCCUCUGCAUGUACAUACACCGAUACAGGUGCAUAGUUAUUUAUAGAGAGAGAAGUUCAGUGGGGAGUGGAGCAUUUGUGUACUUUCCUUUGAGUUCUCAAACCGACGUCGUAAGACGAUUCGUGUGCCAGCUUUUAUGAUAUAUAUUUGGUACUGUUAGUUUGUCUUUUAUUACUAAGGAUAUCUAGAGAAAAGCAUUUAUAUGGCGGCUACUGCAACUGCCUCUUCUACUGGUGUACGUUAUGCACCAGAUGACCCCAGCCUCCCAAAACCUUGGAGAGCCUUGGUUGAUGGAAAGACUGGAUAUCUUUAUUUCUGGAAUCCAGAGACCAAUGUUACCCAAUAUGAAAGGCCCGCUGCCUCAUUGCAAGCAAGCUCCGGUCCACCUUACAACUCUUUGAGUUUAUCGGUUCAAAAGUCCUCUCCCGGAUGUCAUAGUGACAAUGAUGGUGAUCAUUAUAGCAGCAGUGACAAUGGUGGAUCAAUGAAGCUUGCUUCUGGAGCAGGAAGUUAUCAGACAAAUAUUAGCAGAUUGGAUGGUUCACAUGAUGAUCGAAAUGUAAAAAUGGUUACUGAACAUGGAUCAUCUGCUUCCAAAGGUGCACCAAGUGGUUUGUCUCCUGAGGUGUAUUGUCGUCAGCAUGAAAUAUCCGUAAUCGGAGAUAAUGUUCCCCAACCCUUUAUCUCAUUUGAAGCCACUGGUUUGCCCACGGAGAUUCUAAAGGAGGUAUAUCAAGCUGGAUUUUCUGCCCCUACUCCAAUACAGGCACAAUCUUGGCCAAUUGCUCUGCAAGGUCGCGAUAUAGUAGCCAUAGCCAAGACAGGCUCUGGGAAAACUCUGGGUUAUUUGAUUCCUGGUUUUAUUCAUCUAAAGCAACGGCGUAAUAAUCCUAAAUUAGGUCCAACAGUUCUGGUAUUGUCGCCAACCAGGGAAUUGGCAACUCAGAUACAAGAUGAAGCUGUGAAGUUUGGAAAAUCGUCGAAGAUAUCUUGCACGUGUUUGUAUGGAGGUGCACCAAAAGGUCCACAGUUGAAAGAGCUAGACAGAGGUCUUAUAGAUGUUGUCAUAGCUACUCCCGGUCGGUUGAAUGAUAUUUUGGAGAUGGGAAGAAUUAGCCUCCAUCAAAUUUCAUACUUGGUAUUAGAUGAGGCAGACCGGAUGCUGGACAUGGGGUUUGAACCCCAGAUAAGGAAGAUUGUGAAGAAUGUACCUACUCGUAGGCAAACCCUUAUGUACACAGCAACAUGGCCUAAGGAGGUGCGCAAAAUUGCUUCUGAUCUUCUAGUCCGUCCUGUUCAGGUUAACAUUGGAAAUGUUGAUGAGCUUGUUGCAAACAAGGCCAUAACACAGAAUGUUGAAGUUUUGUCACCAAUGGAGAAGCGUAGGCGGCUGGAACAGAUAUUGAGAUCUCAAGAACCUGGAUCAAAGAUAAUAAUUUUCUGUUCUACAAAGAGAAUGUGCGAUCAACUUGCAGGCAACCUAAAUCAUCAAUUUGGAGCCGAUGCUAUUCAUGGAGACAAAUCUCAGAGUGAGAGGGAUCAUGUUUUGAGUCAAUUUCGCACAGGAAGGACCCCAGUGCUUGUAGCUACUGAUGUUGCAGCCCGUGGCCUGGACAUUAAAGACAUCAGGGUGGUGAUAAAUUAUGACUUUCCUACGGGAAUAGAAGACUAUGUUCAUAGAAUUGGAAGAACCGGACGUGCAGGUGCCACAGGUUUGGCUUAUACUUUCUUCUCUGACCAGGAUGCAAAGCAUGCAUUGGAUCUUGUCAAAAUUUUGGAAGUAGCAAAUCAACAGGUCCCUGUUGAAAUUCGUGACAUGGCUUCACGUGGUGGUGGUUUUGGGGGAACAAGACGCCAGUGGGGUUCAGGUUCUAGUGGUCGGGAUGGAGGUCGUGGUGGACGCUGUGACUCUGGCUAUGGUGGAAGAGAUGGGGGAAGGGGUGGUAGCUAUGGUUAUGAUCAUGACCAGCAAGAUAGAUAUGGUUACGGAUCCCAUGAUGCGCAUGAUGGGGAUGCACCUGUUCUCAAUAAUUCUAAGAGCUUCCAUGAAAGUAUGAUGGCUAAUAGGAGCAACACAAGUACACGUUGCAGUCGAAGCAGAAGCCCGAACAAGAAUUCCAGCUGGGGUGAGAACCUGGGCAGAGCCCGUAGCCGUAGCCGUAGCCGUAGCGCGGAGAGGUUUGAUACAAUUGCCCCUACCCAUCGCAGUUUCCAUGAAAUGAUGAUGGAACAGGCUCGAACAUCUGUUCCGCAUAGUCAUCGGGAGAGAUCACGAUCCCCAUCUGCUGGUAACAGAAAGGAAACUUUUGGAAGAUCUCAUGAUGGCAACGAUAAGCAGAUGUCGGGAAGAUCACCAGGGCAACAUCAGGGUACUGAAGAACUCGCUAAUGGACCAAGUUCGAAUCAUGGAGAGGAAGAAGAGGGACCUAUGAUUCCAGUAGAUGGAGAAGACCAAAAACCCCAGGAUGAUUAACAGUUCAUUCACACUCGAGGCAUUUCUGGAAGUGCAUUUUGUUCGGGUGCUGUAUUUUUGUAUCUGAAUUACAUGAUUGGCAUUUUAGCUGCUGAUGAGGGGGUUUUAUAGUUGUCUCAGUAAAACUUGCAGACCUUUUUUGUCAGUUUUCAACCCUUAUGAGGUUGCAUGUCUCGGAAACCUUUUUAUGCUGGACGGUAUUUUGUUUGUGGACAGUUUCUGCAGUACUGAAUACAAGUUUACGUGGUUGUGAAAGAAAGUUGAAUGCUUUGGAGGAUUACA